UGAGAUAAACCACAAAAAUGGUUUAUCUGCUGCCACCGGUAAGAUAGAACCUUCACUUCCUCUUACGGGUUCCUUAUAUCUACGGCACUAGAAUUGAAAAGACAAGUUUCGUUUUGUUGUUUACUUUCCUGUUGUACUCAAAAAUCAUCUGAUAUUUUUAUCAAUUCCUUUAAUCAAUCCGAUAUUUUAAGGAAAAACAGUAUUGCGUCAUUCCUUAUCAUUGUUGAGAUAAAAUAUAUUGUUUUACAUAUAAAGUUGUUUUGAAGUGAACUUAUUAUUAUUUCUUUCUGUAUGUGAUGAAGACAUUUCCAGAAGUGUCAAUAGUAUAAUAGAGUGGAAUAUAUCUGUUUGUUGUAGUAAGAAUAUUUUACAGAGUUUAAAAAGAUAAAGAUGGCAGAAGAUCGAUUAAAAACUAUUUAUCGUCAUUUGAAUCCUGAUAAAUCAGCACCUGAAAUGCUUUUAUUUGGAAUGCAAAAUCCUAUGAAGGCAAUUGUUCAAAAAAGCAAUUAUUCGCAAACAAGAAAGCCAAAUGAAUCUAAAUCUUUCCGUUAUACAAAUAACUGCAGUAGGUUGUCUAGAGGACAACGGUUAUUUUAUGAAGAAAAUGGUUUUAUUGUUGUGCCACAGCUUGUAUCAGAAGAGUCUCUUGAAAUUUACAGGCAGCGUUUUAAAGAUAUUUGUGAUGGAAAAGUAAAUAUUCCAGGACUAACAGUAAUGAGAGAUGUCACUUUUAGCAAAACAAGACCUAAUGAAAGAGUUAUAAAUAAAAUUCAGGAUUUCAUUUUUGAUGAAGUAUUGUUUGAUUACUGUUCUUUACCUCAGAUUGUCGAUUAUGUUGAAUGCUUUUGUGGUCCCAAUAUCAAAGCAAUGCACACAAUGCUUAUAAAUAAACCUCCUGAUCCAGGCUCUCUUACUUCUCGCCAUCCACUCCAUCAAGACUUGCAUUACUUUCCAUUUAGGCCUGCAGAUAAAGUUGUUUGUGCAUGGACAGCUAUGGAAAGAGUGAACCGUCAAAAUGGAUGCCUAGUUGCUAUUCCUGGAACACAUAAAGGCCCAUUAUUAGAGCAUGAGUACCCAGAUUGGGAAGGUGGUGUUAAUAAGAUGUAUCAUGGAGUUUCUGACUUGAAAGAAAAUCAGAAGGAUAGAAGAGUCUUUUUGGAAAUGGAAGCUGGUGAUACAGUCUUUUUUCAUCCAUUAUUAAUUCAUGGUUCUGGAGCUAAUAGAACAAAAGGAUUUCGAAAGGCUAUAUCUUGUCACUAUGCUUCAAGUGAUUGUGAUUAUAUUGAUGUAAAAGGAACAUCACAGGAAUAUGUUGCUAAUGAAAUACUUGAAAUUGCUAAAAAGAGGGGGUUGGAUAUCGAUGAUGUAAAGUACAUAUGGCAAAUCAGAGGACGUUUAGUUCGAGGUGAAGAAAACACUCUGUGAUGUGAAGAAGAAUAAAAAGUUUUAUCGUUAUUACUCUUAUAAAAGUUAUGCCAAAGUGUGUAUAUAUGUAUAUUUUGUAUGGGUUAUAGUACUUUGUAUAGUUUUAUGCAUGUAUAAAAAUUUAAUUCAUGUUAUCAAACUGUUUAUUCUUAUUUUAAAAAUUUUUGUGAAAAGAAGAAUUAGCAAAUAAGUUGUUUUAUUUUUGAAAAAAUUAAAAACAAUUCGAAAAUAUAAUCAGAUUAUGAUUUUUUUGUUAAGUUUUGCUCAGUUUUAAUCUUCUAUGUCCUUUUGUUAUUUCAUUUUUUAACAUCUGCUAGAUUACUAUAUUAAAGGAAAAACUGAUUAUAUCAUAAAAAGUUAUAAUAUGUGCAAAAUUGAUGUUUUAUAAGUAUUUUUGAUCUUAUAUUUAUAAUAAAACUUGAUAAGCUCUGAACUUUUCA
This is a messenger RNA of Parasteatoda tepidariorum (common house spider), 1865 nucleotides long. RefSeq names its product phytanoyl-CoA dioxygenase, peroxisomal. Gene Ontology annotation, molecular function: phytanoyl-CoA dioxygenase activity. Gene Ontology annotation, biological process: fatty acid alpha-oxidation. The record is from RefSeq and is a predicted model, not a curated record. Lineage: Eukaryota; Metazoa; Arthropoda; Arachnida; Araneae; Theridiidae.